Molecule: messenger RNA, 719 nt
Organism: Aphanomyces invadans
Lineage: Eukaryota; Oomycota; Saprolegniomycetes; Saprolegniales; Verrucalvaceae
Exons: 1
Coding region: 102-674 (190 amino acids)
Source: RefSeq, a predicted model, not a curated record
GCGGAAACAACCGUCGGAAAUGACGGGUGUAAUGCGUGAGUCAUAUCGUCCGUCCCCUCGGCCAAUCUACCAUUUCCCUAUUCGACUGCCGAAACACGACGAUGGCGAAGCGCGUGACUUGGUCGACGACAACCGUCCACGAGUUCCAUCUAGGUCACAACGCGUGCUCCGUCCCGAGCACUGGCGGCCCAUCGGUAGGCCUUGUCGGUGCCGCAAUCGUGACCCGCACUGCCCCGGUUGACGACAGACUCACCGCUACCCCUCGCUCGCACACCGAACAACUUUUGCCGCCCAUGCGCCGAAUUGAACUCCUUCGCGACGCGGGCUACACCGUCGACGAAAUCGCAGUGUUUUGCAUCGCAACCAACCAGAGCCGAACUGAACGACAUGAAACUGAACAGGAGUACAUGGCGUUGAUCCGUCAACGCCAGUACGAGACGUAUCUUGUCAAGCAACAGAUCAUGGCCAUGGAAAUGGAGCGACAGCGACAGCUCUACCUGCGCAAGCACUACCAAAUGCACACGUUGCCACCGCAGAAGGCUCUUUGUAGCCUGUCGUCGAGCGACUACGUGAGACAGUCGAGUUAUCGGUACGCCACCUCGUCUGGUGCCGGUGAUGUCCAAGUGCUGGACAACAAGCGCCGACGGCUCUCAGUCGAUGCUCUGUUAAAUUAGUCUGGAGAAUAAUCCUAUUUAUACCUUGGAACUCAUGCCAGCCAA